Molecule: messenger RNA, 11142 nt
Organism: Anthonomus grandis grandis
Lineage: Eukaryota; Metazoa; Arthropoda; Insecta; Coleoptera; Curculionidae
Gene: Usp32
Product: ubiquitin carboxyl-terminal hydrolase 32
Exons: 31
Coding region: 101-5347 (1748 amino acids)
Biological process (GO): protein deubiquitination
Cellular component (GO): Golgi apparatus
Molecular function (GO): cysteine-type deubiquitinase activity; calcium ion binding
Source: RefSeq, a predicted model, not a curated record
CAGUGUUUAUUUAUGGCUGUCAUAAUAUAGAGUGGUUGAGUAAUUUGUGUAAUCGUUAUUUGUUUAUAAAAAUGGCAAAAGACUGUGUAAAAAUCUAAGAAUGGGUGCAAAAGAUUCAAAAAGGAGUUGUUUAAGCUAUGAGGAUGCAGUCAAACGGAUGUCAGAAGCAGAAUUGAGGCGAGUAUGUGAAGCUUUUAAGCGGCUAACUAAUGGAGGCACCCUCCUAGGCCAAUCUGUGUUCGCCCAACAUGUCCUAGGAGAUGGAGUGCCUCCUCCGAUAGUCGAGAGGUUAUACAUAGCGUGUGGCGGAGGUCCAAGAGGAAUCGGUCUUAGAGAUCUUAUAUGCGGUUUAGUAUUGCUUACUAAAGGCUAUCAAGAUGAAAAGAUCAAGUUUCUUUGGACUCUUUACUGUAAUGACUCCGGAACGUACAUUACAAGGAGUGAGUUCCACGCGGCCCUCCAGAUUGAGGGAACGCUACCGCCCUCUGAUGGCGGCACAAUUAAACCAAAUAUUAGCUGGGACAGGACUAUUAUGUCCCUUUUUGGAGUGGGACAGGAUAAGGUUGGAUUUGAGGAUUUUAAAGCAUGGAUCAAGUAUAAUAAGGACUCGACUAUUUUGUCUAAAUGGCUAUUGUCGAAUCCUUGCGUGUCCCUCAGUUCCGAAGUGGAAACCCCUACUUUCUACCAAACAUUGGCGGGAGUAACUCAUCUGGAAGAGCAAGAUAUUUGUGAGUUAGAAAAAUGUUUCUGGCAGAUCCAGAGUUCCUCGGUAACUGGACAUUUGGAUUUUAAUUGUUUGCUCUCGCUAGUUUGUCCUCCGGUGCCUCCUAAAGCCUGUCGUGGUUUGUUUUUGGGGCUUGACGUUAACCGAGAUGAACACAUCGACUUUAAAGAACUAUGUUGUGGAAUAUCAGCGGCAUGUCGAGGCCCGAUGGCCGAACGGAUGAAAUUUUGCUUUAAAAUCUUCGAUAUGGACCGAGAUUUAUAUUUGAACUCAGAAGAACUGGAAAAUAUGAAACAAACGUUGCUGUUUAUCGCGAACGAAAAUAAGCUGACUUAUGCUCCCCAGUUUUUCAUCGAUCAGCCUCAUACUAGCGAAAGUGAUCCGAAUCAUACUAAGGCUUUGGAUGCUUUGAAUAAAAAAGUGGACAAAAAAAGUGGCCUGACCCAGGAGGACUUCUUAAUGUGGGCAGUGGAAGACAACAGCUUAGUAGCCCCUUUACUCGAAUUGCUGUUUCAAGUAUGCCACGUCUCUUUAGGGCUGAAACCGUAUUGCAGACAUAACGAAUACGAAAUCGUGAUGGGCUGGUUGAGUCGAGAGGAGCGCAGAGGGUACCACGUUGGCCAAUUUUGGUACUUGGUUUCAUCCGAGUGGUGGCAAAAGUGGCACGACUAUACCACAGCUCAAAGGACGAAUAUGGAUCAUUGUCAGUGCCGUACUGAGCCAAGAGGCAUGAUUGAGGAGGGUAUUGUUUGCGAUGAGAGUUUGGUCAGCAAUACUACCGAUUAUACUUCUCACAGUAACGAGUUUAAUUCAAACAGUAUGGAAUCUAUGGGGGAUUUGUUGAGUCGGGGAGACAGCUGUAGCAUAGCGUCAAGUUCCGGGGUAUCCAGCAGUUCAGGUACCGCAUCAAAAAGGGGAUUGUGCCCACCCGGUCCCAUCGACAAUAGCAAUUUAGUCGCAGAAAGUACACUUAAAGUGCCCACUUUAACGGGGGAAGGUGGCCGUUUAAAAAAGGAUACUCCGUUAGUUCAGCACAGAGACUUUGAACUUAUUCCAGAUUCUUUAUGGAAAGCAUUAUCGAUGUGGUACGGAGGGCCGCUACCUUUACCACGUCAGGUGAUCAAACCUCCAGGUAGCUCGGAGGUGGAGUUAGAGCUGUAUCCGCUCAAUUUGAGAAUAUUGAGGCACCAAAUACAGCAACCGAUUAGUAAUGCUUCGACUUGGAGCAGUGUUGUUGGAGGAUAUGGAACUCUGACUACGGCUGGUCUACCACCGUCCUCCCCGGUAACGUCGAUACGUCGCAGUUUGGCACACGUGGCCGCGUUUUCUCGCCUCGCCACUGUCCAACAAGUUGCCGAUUUUUUGACCGAACAUUUGGGCAUUAAAAGCGAUGACGCGCGGCUUUGGCUGUUCAGGGAUCAUCAGCAGCCGUUUCUUUUAGAGGACGAGAGAGCUCAUUUACAGGACUUGGGAAUCAAGGAUGCCGAUCAAAUACUCUUAGAAGUGCGAAAUAAAGAUUUAACAUGGCCGGAAGAGUUGGGCCAAUUAGCGGCAGGUAGUAACAACGAGACGGCCUUAGCAGAAAGGCGACCAACCAUAUAUUUGCCACCAGGCGCAACGGGUUUGCAUAACUUGGGAAACACGUGUUUCAUGAAUGCCGCCGUACAAGCCGUCUCUAACACUAGACCCUUAACGCAGUAUUUUCAAUUGGACAGUCAACUUUCGGAGCUCAACUCAAAUAAUCCGGACAGUACUAAAGGGACGGUGGCCAAAAAAUAUGCUGAGCUUUGCAGGGAAUUAUGGGCUGGUAGUACCAGGAGCGUUGCCCCGCUUAAAUUACGGUACUGCGUCACGAAAUAUGCUCAGCAUUUGAGUGGAGGAGGUCAGCAUGAUGCACAGGAAUUGCUUGCUUGGUUGCUGGACGCCCUUCACGAAGACCUCAACAGGGUACCUAAAAAGCAAUAUAUUGAACAGAAAGAUAGCGAUGGUCGACCUGAUGAGGUUGUAGCAGACGAAGCUUGGCAGUACCAUAUGAAAAGGGAAAAUUCAAUUGUGACCGAUUUGUUUCACGGGCAACUUAAAAGCAAGGUGACGUGUCAAACGUGCGGCCACGAAUCCGUGAAAUUCGACCCGUUCAACCACCUCAGUUUACCAUUACCGAUGGAAAGCUAUACUUUAUGUGAAGUGAUCGUGGUCCGAUUGAACGGUGAGUGCCCGAUAAAAUACGGACUUAGACUGAACUCCGACGCGAAAUACGGCGAACUGAAGGAAAAACUACGCGAAUUAUGCGACAUUGAGGAUAAACGGUUGCUACUAGCCGAAGUUGCCAGUUGUCAGGUAAGAUCGUUACUGCCAGACGAAACAAAAAUAAAUCCUUCCACUGCUCAAGAGCUAUAUGCCUAUGAAUUGCCACCCGAUUUCCCUGCUAUUGAUCAUGAAAAUAAUCGAGACGAAUGUGAAGGAGGUGAUGUCGAGACAGAAGCGUCUACAGGCGCGACCGACAGCCCCCUCGCUCGCAGUCCAGAGGUAAGGAGUGGUUCGGCCAUUUGCAUGCCCAACAUUCUAUGCUUUAAGAAAAAGGAACCAACUCUAAACAGAUCUGUACCCCUAAGAAGCUCCCGGAUAUCAUUAAAUUCCACAUCAUCAAGCAGCGGCGCUUUUGAUGCUUCGAAUUUGAAAAAGCCCCCUUCUUACCUCAUAGCGGUACACCGAAAAUGCGUACGUCAAGACACGUAUUUCUUAUCGCAGCAAAAAAGUAAACCGAGCCUGUUCGGAAUGCCGCUUUUGCUCGGUUGUUGUUCCAGUAGCACGUGUCGAGAUCUGUACGAUUUGGUGUGGGGUCAAGUAACGAGGCUUCUGAGUCCGUUGCCGCAGAGUGACCAAACCAACCAUGCAACAGAUUGUGAUGAUUCGUUGGGCUAUGAGUUUCCCUUCACUCUAAAAGCUGUGCUGGCCGGUGGUCAAAUCUGCGCCAUUUGUCAUUGGACCAAGUUUUGUAGAGGUUGCCCUCUCCCGUGCACCGACGAGCCUUUACUGCAUAAGGUGGGUGGACCUACCAAUGCACAGGCCAUGCAUAUCGCUAUCGACUGGGAUCCGACCGCUUUGCAUUUAAGAUAUCAAAGUAGUAGAGAAAAGCUUAUCAAAGAAGACGAUUCAGUAGGUAGGUGUAGAAGGUUACAUACUGAACCCAUAGAUCUAGAUUAUUGCCUAAAGGCGUUCACUUCCGAGGAAAAAUUACAAGAAAAAUACCACUGUAGCAGGUGCAACGAUAAACAACCAGCUACCAAAAAGUUACAGAUAUGGAGGUUACCACCCAUAUUGAUUAUCCACUUAAAACGUUUCGAUUGCGUCAACAACAAAUGGGUCAAGACACAAAAAGUGGUAAAUUUCCCUUUUAAAGACUUCGAUCCGACCGCGUACCUCGCUUCCGUACCUCAAGAAACGAUCCUCAGGCACCGGCAGCUAUUGCAAGAAAAACGAAGAAAAGAGGAAGAAGAGGAGGAAGAAGGUCGGCAUGAUAACAGUAAUAAAAUCUUGGAGGACUUGAGCGAAACUUCCUUAUCGAGCACUAGAAGUAGCAUUCAGGAGAACGCAAACCUUUUAAGCUCGAGCAAAGAUGAUAGGAGCAAGCAACAAUGUGAUAAAUUAAUUAGUAGUAAUAGCGUUAAACAGACUGAUGUGAAUAUAGUUAUUGAUAAGCAAUAUGAAGGAAGCAAUAAUGCAAAAGAGUGCAACGGCGAACAGUGCAACUUGUUGGCUUGCGGAAAAGAAAGCAAUGAAAGCUGCACUAACAGUGGAAAAGACGAGGUAGACAGGGUAACAACAAUAAAACAAAGGCCAGAAAGGAUAAACAAAGCAAGAUCAAGGCUCAUAUCAACUAGCUUGAUCAAAACACCCAUCCUUGACGAAAACCUUAAGGAUUAUCACGAGCACAAACUGAUUGAGGGUCAAGAUCCUUUCGAUCUUAAAUAUCAGUUAUAUGCCGUUGUGAGUCACUCUGGUCUCUUAAAUGGGGGCCAUUAUAUUUCCUACGCUUGCAACCCAAAUGGAAACUGGUACUGUUACAAUGAUAGUUCAUGUAGGGAGGUGAUGGCUGAACCAGAUCCAGUGUCUAGGUCCAGUUUGUCCAUAAGUAGUAAGGGAUCAUCCUCAGGUUGCACCCCUUUAGGCAGAAGAAAAAAUCCGCCUGGGAAUCAACAAAGAAAAGGCAGUACCGGUUCCACCGAUUCAGAACGUACAGCUCCUUUGGCAACAGUCGAUACAUCUAUAGGAUCUUCGACCAGCGUUUUAGACAGCGGAAACGCUUCCGAUAACGGUGAUCGUACGUCGACGAACGGACAGAAAACGACCAAUUCGCCCUGUCCGGGCAGAAUUUCUAACAGUGGAAGCACGACUAGUAUGAAUAGUGGUGCCGCUAAUGGAUAUCGAUGUUCCUACAACAAUGCGAAGAUCCCUCGUAUAGACACAAGUUCGGCCUACAUAUUGUUUUACGAACGAUCCGGUCUGGAAUAUAAACCGUACCUGCCGAGAAUGGUGCCAUCUAGUGAUAAUAAUCAGUCCGGGACAGACGACCUGGACGAAUGCGAGAACGAGCUACGUAAGCAGAAUUGUUCAAUACAAUAAUGUGUUAAUUUAUUGUGAAAACUCGAGAUCGUUACCGGAGCGAUCUCCAGUCCUAAAAUGGAUCCGGGAUAAAUUCACCACAUAACAACUCAUAAGGCUCCCCAAGCAGUUGAAUUUGUUUCAUACAGACUGAUUUGUUUAUUAAAGUAGUAAGGCUUUAAAGGCAUUUAAAAAGUAUGAGAUAAUAUUAAAUAUUAAAAGGUCAUUUUAACUAGGAAGUGACAAUAAAUUAAAACGCACUUUCCUCUACUGUGGAAUCUUUUUGCGAUCUGUAUUUACCUUAUUGAAAUUAAUUUACGAAAUUAUUUUAAUUAGGUAGAUGUUAAUUUGUUUUAUAUGAAUGUUAAUAAGGAAAGAAAAUUACCAAGAAACGUAUUUGUUACUUUUUCAGCUUUUCCGUAUGUUAUAUAUAAAAAAAUAAAAUGGGUUAUUAAGUUAGAAAAAUGUGGAACUCGCAGUUCUGAAAUGUUCAACGUUGUUGUAUUUUUAGAUCUUGUUAAAUUUACGUAAAGGCUUAAGGCGGUCUAACGUGAGGCAAUUAUGGACAAAAAACUCUGUGUCUAUUUGCAGCAUGCGAUUUGGAGCAAACGCUACAGAAUACGACCUACUAUCUCUAAUUACUACCGACUUACUAUCUCUAAUUUCGUCAAAUGUUUAAACUAAUUUAUUGUAUUCCGAGAUGUUAUUGAAAACGGUUGAUUUUUGUCAUUGAAAAAGACAAAAAAAGCAAGAUAUAGUGUAGAGUUGUAGGUGAAUUCUCAUGAAAAUCGAGAUUCCAGUUUUAAAAAACUUAUUGCUGGUGACAGAACCUAUUCAGACAUUUUAUACGCAUGAGUAAAGAUUUUGAUAAUUUCUUAAUUCUGUAGCUCUUAUAAGUUCGCAGAAGCAGUGAAAUUGAAAUCCUAUUUUUUGCAAUUUAUCGAUCUUCGCAAUAUUUCGCUAAUGUAUCUUUUUUGACGUCAUACGUCAUUCUAUGGUUGCCUGGGUAAGAGUACCGUCACUCAAAGCUAUGUAACUUGUGAACUAAUGUAUGGACUGUUAUAAGAAAAAAUUCAUCUAAGAGAUUGCACGCGACGGAAGAAAAAGGACAUAAAGCCUCGGGAUUUAUUGACCAAUGUGUUAUUUACUAUUUACUAUUCAAGGAGAUAAUGGUAUGUGAAUCUUCAAAGAUUCCCUAAAAGACCUGCAAAAAGUGCGAAGACUGUUAGAGAGGAGUUUAAAGGCGGCAUAAUUAUUCUUGGCAGGAUAAUUACCUUUGGAAUUGGUAAUACUUUUAAAAAUACGAGAAUAAAUUUAAAAAUCGAGAACAUGAUUAGAAGUGAGAACUUAGAACUAAGGAUUCGGUUUAAAUUAUGUUUUUAAGUUGAAUCGGUGAGUUCGAUAACCAUACAUGUCCAAAAUCCGCGUUUCGAGAAAAUCGAUAAAAACCUUUUAAAGCUAAAACUACUUAGCAUAGACUAUCGGCAUGCAUAGAAAAGUUGUAGAUCUCAUGGUUGGCAAUGUGUUUUUAAGGGUAGUUUUUCAGAAAAAAAAUUACCUACCAAUGACAGAUCAAAAGGGGGACGGACUUGUACGGUUUUUGAACUCAAUUCUAUAUAUAAAAAGAUAUAGGUAAACAUUUAUUGAUUUUUUAUAUAUUUAUUCAAUACAGAGGAAAAAUGCAACUUGAAAACUAAUAGCUCAAUCAUUUUAAUUAUCAUUUUCAGCUUUUGUAGUUUUCCAUGAAGUGAUGUGGUAAUAAAAUUCCAAUGCUUCACCUUGGGUAUAAGUCAUUACCUUCUUGAUGUCCAGAAUUUUUUUUUCAAUAAUCGGAACAGGUUCUUUAUAUGCCUUAUUAUUGGGCAGAGGUGGGCUGUUCUUAUGUUCUUUGAGCAAUUUAAAAGUUUGGGAGUGUAAAUUAUCUAUAUAUUCCCACGUUUUAACAUAUCCUGGAUUUGAACUUUCAUACAGGAACUGCCUAUAGUUUGACACAGCAACCGUUUCCUUCUUAGCACCGGUACCUCGAGUACUACAUGUUUUUUUAUAGUAAUCAGGCCACCAGUUCUUAAAAUUAGUAAUAUCAGUGUAUCGGAUCUGCUUCACAGUAAAUGGCUGCUUGUUCCUGGAGGUCAAUAUUAAGUUCUCAUAUUCUUCUGGAAUAUAAAUUUGAUCAUGUUUUUUAAAAUUCCGUUUUGCACAGCCAAAAUUCCGGUCACACGGCAAAAACGAAUGGCCUUUUACUGGAAAAUAAUUUUGUUAAAUCUCUUGGUUGCCUGUAAUUCUAAGAGGAAACGAACCAUUGUUUGGUUUCGGUUCUGCCCUGCACAUCCAUCGGAAAAUAAAUGCAGUUCAGUGAUUUCAGGGGGUAUAUGUUUCAUUAUGUAAUCAUUAAGAAAUGAGACACUUCAUUAGGUCCAUUUUGACCUUGACCUUCAUGGUAAGUAUAAAAAUGGCAAGUAUUAUCCCUAAGGUUGUGUAUUUGGAAUGCGAAUACCCAGAGCUGCCUAAAAUAAAAUAUUUCCUGGACCGGAAUAUGCGGGAGUGGCAUGUUUUGCAUAUAAUCAAAGGCUAGUCCCAUCACUUCUGGUCGUUCAGUACAAAGGGUUUGCACUUCUUUAAUUUUGUUAUAAAACUUUUUCGCCCGCCUUUUAUGAACUAUUAGUUCAGCUGCAACCACUCUCUUUGCGUUAUCGUUAAGAUUAACAUCUUUAAGCCUCGUUCCAUGUCUUUCGCAUUCCGAACAUACAUCAACCUGGGGUCUUCCGAACUUCAAAUUGAAGUUUUCGUUGAAAUACUUUAAAUAGAAUUCGUAUUUAACUAAGUUUUCCAACUCUGGAUAUUUUUCGACAAAAAGGCUAUGCAUUUUCUUUACAGUCAAAGAUGCAUCUAAAUAACGUACGGUUUUGGAGGAAUAAUGUGAAACUUUGACCGGAAACGCCUGAAUAUGCUCUUUAAUUUUUUGAGUACAUCGCAUAAUGUACGAGGUCUAUUAUUAUGCCUACCUCUAAGAUCGUUUGGUGAUUUACCUGCCAAAAGUAGGGUGUUCAGACGCUGAACUUGCCAGUGCGAUAUGACUUAAUAAAUGCCUGUUUGCCUACGUUCUAUUUGAGCCUUUUAAGACAAAGUACGAAAAGUUUGAUUUUCUUUCUUGUUUGUUUUCCGCACUUUUCACGCGAUUUCUCUCGAUUUGUUUAGUUUCCAUUAGUCCUUGGAAAUAAGUAUCUUGUUCAUUUUUUGUCGUACGACUGAGUAGAUUAGUUAACACACUUUUUCUUUCUUCCUCAGUAAACUGUUCCAUGCAUUUCUUUGUACAACUAAAAAAUAAAACAGCUAUUUCCUCUAACGAACUGCUUCAUUUUACAAGUCCCUGUAAAUGGGAUCAUCUGUUGAUCUACAGCAACCACUUUCUCUCUCGGUAGCUGCAAACACCCCUGCCAUACUGCUUUUAUAAUAGGACUUACUUUCCAAAAUUUGUCAGACCUGCGUACCUCUUCAGCGAUGCUGCCAUCAAUUGACUUAAAAUGACGAUUUUAAGGUUACUUCUUAUAGCAAAAGAUCUAUAUCGAGUCAUUGUAUCUGCAAUAGCUGAAACUUUAGUGGUUUUUGCCCAGUACAUUUUGAUUUUGGGAUAUUUUAGACAGGACAUCAAACAAACUGUUACUAUUAAGAGUCAAUUUAAGAGAUACUCUUUUAAGUUCAACGUACCUUGCAUUUGUGCAAUCACACACUUUUUGGAAUAACUCAUCUUCAAAGUACAUGACUAAAUACGAUUUUGCAGUCCAAUCAUAACAGAGCUCUGCGCUGCAUUCACUAGAGGGCCUUCAAAAUUUGGAGGUGCAAAAGUAUCAUCUCUUCUCCAAGACUUUCGCUUUAAAGGAUCUACAGAUUGCUUGGCCAUUUUUAAGUUUUCUCUCAGGACACUAAGAAGAAUUCUAUCUUCUUCCUCCUCACUGCUGCUUACUACUUCUUAAUUAAUUAUUUCUUCUUCUCUCCCCAUUAAAUUAUCCAUAGUUGAAUUUCUUCAAUAGUGAAUUUCUUCUUCAUUAUCACACAUUUCAAUGUCAGAGUCAUCAUUUCCAAUGAUUUUUAGUAUUUGCUCCAAUUUUUCGUCAUCUUCCCCUGGCCGAAGCACUCUUUGAUUGCCAAAAAUUCCUAAAAUAACUUUAAAGAGUUAAUUUAAAAUGUGCAUGAGAUAGACCCAAUGUUCAUUUAAAUGGACACGAAUAACUUAUGGUAAUACAAAACGUAUUUAAUUUUUUUAUUAUUGUAAUGUUAUUUAAAUUUGUCUAUUAAACAUUUGCAAAUAAAAACUUUCACAAAAAUCAUUACAAAACGUUAAAAAAUAGGCUACAUACCAUCAUAACGAGAACCACGUGCAGCCGCCAUCACAACAGAAAACAAACAACUGAUUCCCAGCACAUGUGCACAAUUAAAGUCGACUGAAUCGGACUGAGCGGCAGCACCGAAGUGUCCAACGUAGUGGAUGCGAGGUCUAAGCUGCUUAAAUAAUAAAUUAACGAAACUGGAAACAUAAAACUGGCAUGUCCAUUUAAACGGACGCUAGAUCCCAGGAGGAUAAUAUGAAAAGAUCAUUUUUCAUGCACUAAAAACUCCUUGUGCGUGGCUAGAGGCCUCGCACCAUUAUGUAUUUCUGUAGAUUACAACUUCUUUGUUUAAUUGAAUACAGCUGAGAACUUCUUAAUGAUGCGAGGCCUCUGGACACGCAUAAUGUGUCGUUUAGUACAAAUUUAAAAUAAAAUUCUUGAGAAUUAACAAAUUUGUACUAAUCAUUAAGAAUUUGUGAACUGCAGAAAAGCAUGAUGUAAUAUAAUUAGACCUACAUAACGUUUAUCUUAAACCUUGUUAUUUCCUAAUUUCCCCGCAGCCUAUGUUAAAGUUGACACCUACUUACUUCAAAAACAUGGUCCUCACCUGUUGACAUACUUUCUUUUGGCACGUCUGCCUUUAGAAGGAACGAGAGUGAAACAAAAUGCACCCACGGCUCGGUUCUACCAGAUCCGGACUGUUUUCUAUGCCGAUGUAACUUAUUCGCAGACUUUUUCCUUCAAAUCCGUGGCCGAGAAUUAAUAUUUUUUUAGAUAGUUCUUUAAACUUUAUUUUCUCUAGAUUCCAAACCAUCUAAGUCAUCAGCAACUAAGUCUAGAGUAACUUGAAGAGGGAAUGUAAUGAUUAUUAUCGCGCGACUUUUGAAAUAAAUAGAGCAACUGCAGCAUGUGAAUUAAUUGCCUCAAUGUAAGGCCACCUUUAGACUUUAUGUGAAUCUUUUAUAAAAAUCUUUUUGUUAUUUUACUCCUUAAAUCUUUAUUGUUAUAUUAUGUAUAUUUAAUUUCUAUGUGCCGAAAAGAUAGUUUUAAAAAAAUCUAGUUUCUAUUAGUUAUUUAUUUUUAGUAUUAUUCAGCGUAAGAAAGGUUUGGUUUUUAUUGAAAAAUGUUUUAUUUAAUUUAGCUGUUAUGUAUCGUAGAUACAUCAUUUUUUUAAAUGUAGAAUACGCGUAUUUUAAUUUACUCCGAAGGAGAAUAAAGAACGUCAUUCUAAGCAUUUGUUUUUGCCUAAAUUAAGAAACCAAAGAUAUUGUGCGAUUUUGUUUAAUUGAGAAAAAAUUAAUACUAUUUUAACCUUGUAUAUGGUUAUGAAACCCAUUUGAAAAUAUUCCACCUAGUCUGAUAUUCUUAUAAUCUAAUAUGUAAGAUAUUUUAUUUUCACAUGCUGAUGUAUAGAACAUCCUAAUUAAGUAAUGUUAUUGUAAUAUUAUUAUGGUGCCAUUAUAUUAUGAAUAAAGCUUGUAUAUUGUUUAA